UUUUGGUUGGAAAUACGUCAUACGAAAUUUAAAUUUUUUUGGAUAACUAAAGUUGAAUAUUGACGUUUAGAGGUGUUUACUUCAAGUAAGUUUAAUUCAAGUCUUUUAAUGGCAGGAGAAGUUAUAGUUGAUGCACUACCAUAUAUUGACCAAGGAUACGAUGAACCUGGAGUUAGAGAAGCAGCUUUGGCCAUGGUUGAAGAAGAAACCCGACGUUAUAGGCCUACAAAGAAUUAUUUGGAGCACUUGCCACCGUUACAUAUUACUGCUUUUGAAACAGAGGUGAUGAAACAUGAGUUUGAGCGAAUGCAAAAUCGUUUACCAAUGGAAGUGCUUAGUAUGAAACGCUACGAGUUACCUCCACCUCCGCCAGGUAAAAUGAACGAUCUUGCAGCAUGGAAUGAAAGCGUAAAAAAUAGCAGUGCACAAUUGGAACAUCAGGCUACGAGAAUCUGUAAUCUUGAGUUAAUGAUGGAAUAUGGUUGCGAAGCAUGGAAGUCUUAUUUAGAAAUAUUGGUGCAACUAGUGAGUCAAGCCCAAAAACAGCUACAAGCAUUAAGGAAAAAAAUUCAGGAGGUCAAUUGGCAAAGAAAAUCUAUGCAAACUCAAGGAGGGGAGAAAUUACGGGCAUUAGAGGCACAGUGGGUAGGACUUGUAUCGAAGAAUUACGAGAUUGAACAAGCAUGUGUUCAUUUGGAAGAGGAAAUACAAAAGUCUAUGAUGAACAAGGGAGAGGGUGUAGAAAUUAAUGACGUACCAGGAGAGGAGGAACCUGACGUUCCGGAGAAAAGUGCAACAGAGGUUAUGGCAACAGAAAUGGAUCAACAAGAACAAGAAAAUCAAGAACCUUAAAAAAUGUAUAAAAUUGUGAAUAAUAAUCAUAUUUUGUAUUAUUGUAGUCAUUAAAUGCAUUAUUUAAAUAUAUUACUUAUAUUUAUAAAUCGUCCAUGAAUUAUUGACUCUAUCCUUCGGUUCGUCAUUUUCGAAAUAGGUUAUGUUACAUAAAAGUAUACGUAACGCAUUGCGGAGUAGAAGUCUUCCUUUUUUAUAAAUUAUUUUUUGAAUAAGAACACUAACAUACGCCAAAAGCUGAAUUUGAGCAAUGUAUAAGAACAGUAAAAGAUAAUUUAUUAAAAAUUAGCUGUUAAUAUUUCGUUAUUGGUGUUGAAAUAUCAUUGAACAGUUAACAGAUAAUUGAUAAAAUGUAUGGUAUGUCGUGGUUUCGCUAUAUUUCUCUUUGGACAUUGUCAUUUAUUUCCACGGCAUGUGGUUCGCAAGCUGUACAUUUAAUAUACAGACCGCUCGACGAUUUGGAUGACUUGAUAGAAGAGGCAUUUCAAAAUCGACUGUUAGAAUUACAAAAUCAAAAGUAAUUAUAUAGUUGUAGUAUAUUUAAAUAAAUUCAUUUUAUGGAGCAA
Messenger RNA from Frieseomelitta varia, 1418 nucleotides. RefSeq names its product pre-mRNA-splicing factor SPF27 (gene BCAS2). The coding region runs from base 109 to 852 and encodes 247 amino acids. Gene Ontology annotation, cellular component: catalytic step 2 spliceosome; Prp19 complex; precatalytic spliceosome. Gene Ontology annotation, biological process: mRNA processing. The transcript is spliced from 4 exons. The record is from RefSeq and is a predicted model, not a curated record. Lineage: Eukaryota; Metazoa; Arthropoda; Insecta; Hymenoptera; Apidae.